Molecule: messenger RNA, 504 nt
Organism: Fusarium sp. VM40
Lineage: Eukaryota; Fungi; Ascomycota; Sordariomycetes; Hypocreales; Nectriaceae
Source: the annotation of a GenBank genome assembly
AUGAGCUCCCAAACCAACUCUUCUCCUCUCCUGGUACGAACCACACAUUCUGAGGAUGGAACCUCCAUUUUUGCCCCAGAAACACACGUCGAACCCUUUCAACCCUUUGGUCCCCAGGGCAGCGGCUUCAACAUCUUCGACGCCCGUCAAAGCGUCCCCGCCAAUAACUCAGACACUAUACAAUCCUUUGCAAACUCUCUUCCUAGAUGCCCUCCCCAAGGGACUCUAUUCUGCAUGACGCAGAUCCAGCCUGGAGGCAAAGCACCUAUGCACCGGACCAAGAGCCUCGACUACGCUGUGGUGUUGUUUGGUGAGAUCGUACUGGGCCUUGAUGGUGGUGAGGAGAAGACAGUCAGGCAAGGGCAGAUUAUUGUACAACAGGGUGUGAAUCACAGCUGGGAGAACCGGGGUGAAGUAACCUGCCAGAUCAUAUUUGUGAUGAUUGGUGCUGAGACUUUGACUCGUGAGGACGGAACGGCUUUGGAGGAGACUGUUUUCAAAUGA